Paramecium sonneborni is the source of this 1261-nucleotide messenger RNA. Lineage: Eukaryota; Ciliophora; Oligohymenophorea; Peniculida; Parameciidae. The record is from the annotation of a GenBank genome assembly.
UAUUAUGAUUAUUGAAAAAUUUAGAAAUCCAUAUAAUACAUAUACCCAAAUCAAAGAUAGUCCUAAAUUAUUAUUUAAGAUCUCUUUCUACUCUUUUGCUCUAUUACUUUUAUCACAGUUGCCACCGUUUGUAUUAUUCAUUUUUAUGAUAGGCUUGUGCUUGUUUGAUCAUCAGCUAUUUAACAGGUAAAAAGUUCUUUGAGAUUUACUUUCAUAAACAUUUAAAAUAAGGAAUCAUAGAUAUGUUUCCCUAAGGUUUAAAAGAUGCAUUAAUGAAGAGAUCCAUUUUUGAUUUACUUUGUGACAUUUGGUUUAUGCCCAAAUUCUCAUUGUACAUUAGAGCUUUCCUUAAACCUUUUAUUGCUAAUAUUGAUCCUGAAAAUGUAAGUUCUCUAUCUUAUUUCUAGGCUGAACAGGCUCUUGAUGGUCUCCCAUAUGAAGACAGAUAAAUCAUAACCAAAAAAGGAAUAAUUAAUACUUUGCCUAUGUUACUUUAAACUACUGUAGAUACAACCUAAUAAUAAAUUAAUGAAAGUGAAGUUGCAUUAACUCCUCAUACUCCCUCAAAAAUUAAACAAAAAAAAAACAGAUUUGAUAGAAAAUAAUAUAAUAGGACAAAAUCUAAAAGAGUUUUCAAAGAAGAUAAAAUUGUUUCCACUUUUAAAAUGCCUUGGACUAUUGUAAAAACUUAUGAAGAAGACAGAGCUUCCAUUAUGUCAUCAUAAUCUGACUUAGAUUUCUCAAAUAAAUAAAACCUUUCCAUUGUUGAAGAAAUUAAACCAUUACCUUCCUACUAAGAAAACAUUGGAUUCAAAAACAUUGAACUUGUACUUAAACCCUAAACAAGUUAAGAAUAAAUUAAAUGGGAUAAUCUUGAUAAUUUCUACAAUCAAGUUAAAGACACUGUCCCUGGAAAUCAUAAAAGUAUGCAUUUCUUAUUCUAAUCAAUAGGACCUUUAGAAAUGAUUUUAAAAAUCACUAAUCUUAUUAACAAUUUAGUUCAUUUCGAAAAAAGAAGCAAACAAAUUUUAGCCAUCAAUAAUAAUGCUUUAAUUAAGACCUUUAUUAUUUCAGCCGUAUUAAAUACAAUUAUAUUAAGGUUGCAUUAGCAUUUCAAUCAUACAUCUCUACUAGAACAAGAAGAUUGAUGAUGCAAACUAUUAUGAUUAUUUGUUAUCUUGGUAGUGCUGGAAUUGCAACAGGAACUCUAGGUCUGUUUCUUGUCAAAAUAGUAAAUAAAAACAAAAAGAAAAGAAAUUGA